AUAACUUUCACUCUCCCACAAAAAGUCUUGAACCUCCAGUUUGCAAUAUCCAAGUGCUCGUCCAUUCUCAACACCUGUCUCAAAAAUCAGCCAUCGUCCUCAGCUUGCCUCCUCCCCUCCCUGUCCCAUCCGAAAUGGCCCUGACCUACCUUGACAUGAUAAUCCUCAUCGCUUCCAUACCAGCAUUUGCUCUGUUGAUCCUUGCUGGCGCUCGGCUCGGGCGGCACUGUGCGCUGCGAAUGUUCGCACGCGACGACCGACAGUAUGUUUCCUUGCCUGUUGCCAACGUCCGCAUCGCCUAUACUCCGAAAAAUGAAGAUGAAUUGCAUCAUGUCAUGGAAAUGCUCUGCCACCCUGAUUUAGGUAUGCCCUCCCUCUCGGACCGGAUGAGCCGGCACCACCUCCACGAAUGUUAGUAGUAACAGGAACCAUCACCUCCGGGGCCAGCAUGAGGGGCUUAGG
Molecule: messenger RNA, 462 nt
Organism: Aspergillus brunneoviolaceus CBS 621.78
Lineage: Eukaryota; Fungi; Ascomycota; Eurotiomycetes; Eurotiales; Aspergillaceae
Exons: 3
Coding region: 135-416 (93 amino acids)
Source: RefSeq, a predicted model, not a curated record